This is a messenger RNA of Coregonus sp. 'balchen', 27446 nucleotides long. The record is from the annotation of a GenBank genome assembly. Lineage: Eukaryota; Metazoa; Chordata; Actinopteri; Salmoniformes; Salmonidae.
AUGACCUUCCCUAGUCAAUGUGGUCUUUGAAAGUUUUAUCUGACCUUGUGUAGGCUACUUGAGUGAGUGGAGAUUGGCAGGUAGGCGUGGGAUGAAAGUCUUAAGCCUUGCUCUUCACUCUCUGCCACGGCACACGGCGACAGAUCAGCUGGCUGGCUGGCGCUCCGCUCAAAGCAAAAGAAAGGCAGACACACGGGCAGAUAAACGAGGGCUUUUCUCACUGAAGCCAAGUGAGCGAGCAGCGUGCACAACUGCUGUGCUUUGAAUGCAGAGGCCCUUUGAAAACAAAUGAAUUCAGAGCUGUUCUGUCCUACUUACUGAGCAAUACCGCUCAAUUACACUAACGGCUCAAUUACAAUUAGCCUUUUACAAAUACUGUGUAUGCUAUGCAUGCAAGCGCACACACACACACUGACUAUAACACCUAUGAUAAUGCCACUCUCUCUGGUUGUAGGUUAUAGGGUGCUGGUGCCUGUGGCUGUGGGUUCCCUGGACGUUCCCCAGACAUUCUCCUUGGCUGGACCCUGGUGCUGUGUGUGGAGGUGGUCUGGUUGAAUACUUAGCCCAUUCGGUGGUGUUGUUGGGCUCAGCCACCCCCCCCCACGCUGCCCCCCUCCUGGCUGGUGCUCAGGCCCCACCCAGGCCUCCCCCGCCUCAACGCUGGCGAUGUCAAGAGUCCCGAGUCCCCCUCCCCCCGCGGACAUGUCCAGCGGCCCUGUUGCUGAGAGCUGGUGUUACACUCAGGUAAGGCUGGGUGUGUGUGUGUGUACAUGUAUCUGUUUUUCUAUGUACAUGUUUGUGUUUACUUGCACCUGUGUGUCAGUCUGGACUGCCAGUGCUGGUGUUUUUGACACGCCUGUUUUAAAGAAGGAUGUUUUGUUUUCUAUUGAUGUGUUUUUUCAUCAUCUCUCCUCUCUCUGUACUUGCAAAAUCGUUUUUUGUUGCAGCUUUUUAAUAUCCUUUCUUCUCCCCCUGUUUGUUGUCAGUGUUUAUUGAGAUGAAAGACAGGUUUGAUGUGUGGUUUUGAAGUCCAGGCUGACCAACCAGCCACUUAGCUACCUGUAUGGAAUAGAUAAAUAAAUUAAAGCCAUUAUGUCUGAUUCCUGCUGUCUGUUUGUGUGUGUCUCCCCCUACCUCUGUUAGAUCAAAGUGGUGAAGUUCUCCUACAUGUGGACUAUCAACAACUUCAGCUUCUGUCGUGAGGAGAUGGGCGAGGUCAUCAAGAGCUCCACCUUCUCUUCUGGAGCCAAUGACAAGCUUAAAUGGUGAGUGGAGGCGGGGCCAAGAAGUGGGCACUAUGGAUAAGCCGUAGGGGACUACAGGACCAGUAGCUUGUCCAUGAUUGAUCUGAUUUGAACUCCUAAGUAUAUUGAACUGGUAUUAUUCUAUUGGACUGUUACUGAGCAUAGUUGACUGACUUUGUCUCUGUAUGACUGGGUCUGAUGAUCACUGAUGCUGAUGCUGUUCCCUCCCUCUGUGUGUCCAGGUGUUUGCGUGUAAACCCUAAAGGUCUGGACGAGGAGAGUAAAGACUACCUGUCCCUCUACCUGCUCCUGGUCAGCUGUCCCAAGAGCGAAGUGCGCGCCAAGUUCAAGUUUUCCAUCCUCAACGCCAAGGGAGAGGAGACUAAGGCCAUGGGUGAGUCGCACUUGAUUUGAGUUUAGUUGGAUCCCCAUUAGCUAACGCCAUGACGACAGCUAGUCUUCCUGGGGUCCGACACAUGACGAAAAAGGCAUUACAGACAAAAUACUUUACAAUUUACAUACAUUUAAGUAAUAUUAACAAGUAGACAUUACAGACAUGUAAAAUAACUGAAAGGUAACAUUUAACAGUCAAUCCAGGGGUCAGUAUCUGUCCAGUCAUAUGGUCAAUCUUAGUAGAUGUACUUUUAAUGUUUUCUUGAAUGUGAAGACAUUUUUGGCUUGGGAAAUAUUUAUCCCCAACAACCCACCCUCUCUAUAGGGUCAGUGGUGCUCUGCCAAUGUAGUCCCAUAGUGUACCUGGCUUGAUAUUAUGCUGGUGUGAGAGAGGUCAUGUGAUAACAGAACAACAUACUUAUAAGAAUCCACUCUUGAACCUCUCAGCCCAAACAUGUAGCUUGGCAGUAGAAAAUGGAAGACAUGUUUCCGAUGGAAACAAGGUUAGAAAGUUUCAGAGCUUUAUUACCGGUGUCUCUGAGGUUUACUAAGUGAGUGUGUGUAUAGGAGGGGGUGAGGGAGCCAAAGUGUGUCUAAUUCAGUGUGUGGCCCGAGGUGUUAAUAGCCAUAUGGGUGUGUAUAAUCACUGCAGGUGGGAUUCGUCCCCCCCCCCCCCCCCCCCCCACAUAUUUAAUUUAAAGUAGCGUGAGGCAAUAUUUGAUUUUAAUUUAAAAAUAACCAAUUCAUCAGCUUAUCUGGCUGAUGAAUUGGAAAGGAAACGUGUUUCUUCCAAUGCCUACUCUUUUUAAUUAGGUUAUGUUAUGGGGAGGAAAAGCAAACUUGUGUGGAAUUGAAUUAGUGUGGGCCAGAUGUGACCGCUUCCUGGUUAUCAGGCUCUUUACCUGGUUGGUUGUCUCUCCUCCGUUACCCCGCCGAGCACAGGAAGUAUGGAAGGAGGAGAGGAGAGGGGCAGAGGAGGAAUGUUUGUAUCGGAGGUGUAUGCAGCAAGACCUGUUUACAACCCCCCGCAGUGCAGGUCGUGUAGAAAGGGAAAUGGUUUUCCUGCUGAGAAACAUCUACCGCGUGAACUCAACUCCUCACUCCCUCUUUCUCACACACUUUCACUCUCUCUGUUCUACACUCUCACUCCAUCUUCAUGGUGGCAGUGCUUUUUCACCCUCUCUCAACAACAACACGUUCACAAACACUACUGUUAUGAAACAGGCCCUGUGUCUCUUAAUGUAAUUGUGCAUCAAGCUCACUUGAGAGGCUCUUAAGGUACAGUUAAUGCAUAGUGGGCUGUGUCCAUGUCGCUGUACCACUCUAAGGGGGACAGCAGUAGCCUGCAGAGUGGGUGGUAAACACCACCUGGAGCCGUUUCAUUCCUUCACUCGGUCAGCUCACCUGAAUCUGCCUCUCCACAUGACAAUUGAAAUAGAUUAAGGAUGGAGAAUGGUGAGAAAAGUGGAGAAAAUGUAUUAUCUUCUGUUCUCCUCUUCGUGUCUCUGGGGGGUUUGCUGUAAAUGGUGUUCUUUGGUGGUACAACCCCCCCCACCCCCCACCGCCACCCCCAGACGCACCCCAUCUUCCCCUCAGCCUCCUGUGGAGUACAGGGCUCUUCGCUCGCCCUGUCACUGGAGAAAAUUACCCGCAGCCACCGUAUUCGUGACAAGGGGCUUCAGCGAGCACUCUGUCUGAGAAUAUGGCAGUAAAGAUAGCUCUAUCGGUUCUGGAUCAUUUAGAAUCCAAUUUAAUCCCGGCCUCCUGAAGAAAACCCAGGCCAAAUAAAAACAAAGUGCCUUAAUUAAGAAGGCUCUGGCUCAGAGUGUGAAGACUGUUUAUGUGGCAUGUCACUGCUGGGUCUCUCCACACAGUCUCACAGGGCUCCGCUGAAAUUGAUAUUAAGACCAAGUACAGAUUGGUUUGAUACAUAGCUAAAUAUACAGAUAUAUGGGUGGUUAGAAAUAUGGUUAGAAAGAUUAUUGUGAAUCAUGUAAAGAUGGUGCAUAUAUAAUUUCCUGCCUUAAACAUGAACCGUUUCACAGUGGAUUUAACCUUUAACCUCAUACUGUUCAUCCACCCCCACCUGAAUAGAGAGCCUCAAUCAGUAAUGUAUCUGGGCCCUCUGUUGGUCUCUGAGGGUGUUACUGCCUGCUAAUGGAGAUAGAUUUGGGCUCCACUGGCAGCGCCCCACCUCUCUCUCUCUCUCUCUCUCCUCUCCCCCGAACAUCCGCCUCUUCUCUGCUCCACCACAUAAUUUCUCUUCCUGGUUUAAAGGCGCUAGCUAGCUGGCUCUCCUGUGGGAGUGUGGUUCAACGGUUUGUAACAUGUCUCUUGGUACCCCCCCUCUCUCUCCUGUGCCAGAUAAAACAGCCUGCUGGCAGACACACUGCUGCUCUGAGAACAGAGAGGGAGAGGAAGUCUCCUGCUAUAUGGCGGUGGUGGCUAGGGUUUAUUCAAAUGACCCAGAGCUUAGUGUUCCUCUCAGACAGUGGGCUUUGUAGUGCUUUUUAAGUGCUUAGGUCUAAGGAGAGGUUAUGUCUCCAGUGUGUUUGGUCACAGGUUCAAUUUAAUUUGCUGUGUGUACACAGGUCUUCAUACAUUGUAUAUUUUAAAAUAACUAUCUCAUUUGGCAGUACAGUGUUUGUGGUGUUGUGGUUAGAGAGUAGUGGGUUUGUCUUUAGUUCUAGAUGGUGUCCUGGCUGAUUGAAACCUCUGUCUGAAUGCUUGUCUGUGGUUGUCAGAGCUGGUUGCUCGCGGUAACUGAUGGGGGCGAUCAGGCAUUCAGUGUGGUUGUAUUGUGGGAAGAAUGGAAGAGUCAUUGGACAGUCUUUACAUAAUCACAUAGUAUCGACACGGCUAGAAGGAACAUCGUUACAGAUGUUUGUGCUGACACUUGCUUAUAGAGCUCAUUCUUCAAUAGAGAUGAGAUUUUCUUCGGGAAUGGCGUGUGUGUGUGUAUGUGCUCGUGUGCGUUUAUGUUUGCCUGUGUAUUUGUGGUGUGUGUGAGCGAGCAAGCAUGUGUGCCUGCCUUCCUGGUUAUAUGUCAGCCUAUGUAGGUGUGUGUGUGUGUGUGUGUGUGUGUGUAUAAGGAGUGUGGGGGUUGAUGCAAAUGCAGGUACUCCAUUACAUAUAUUGAAGCAUUGUCUAUCAUGCUGUUAGACAUUGGACUCUAUGUGUUGUGUAUAGUAUAGAAAAGUAAUCAUUCUACCCCCCCCCCCCCCCCCCCCCCCUCACCAACCCCCCAAUAAUAUAUAUAUAUAUUUUUUUUAAAGUGGUUGUCCCACUGGCUAUCAUAAGUUGAAUGCAGCAAUUUGUAAGUCGCUCUGGAUAAGAGCGUCUGCUAAAUGACGUAAAUGUAUUUAAUCAAUGGGUUUUAGACUAAAAAACAGCAAUUGAAGUGGAGGGAAGAAGUGGGAUGGGGAUGUAGGCAGUAAUGGUUGGGAGGAUGGGGUUGGAGUUGUGUGUGUCAAGGUCAGUGUGUGUGAAUGUUUGAAUGUGUUUGUGUAAUGGGGGAAAAUCUCCAGGCUCCUUUGGGAUUCUCUAAACCUCCUUACGGAGAACAGAUGAUCGCCCACGGAGGGAGGGAUUAGAAUUGUGUUUUGAACUAAUGUACAUACUGUACAUUACCCACACUUUCUCUGUCAUGCCCACACACACACAAUCUCUUGGUGUGACCCCCACUAUUGAGGAGUGCUCCGCUGUUGGCCCAGAGUGUGUGUGAUGUUUGCCAGCCAGUGUUCUGGGCGACCUUCUCACUGUGUGUGCCAACCAGGCCCCUGAGCCACAGCCUGAAUAUGUAUGCCAUGCUCUCUAAAACACCCUGGCACUCCUCUCUCGCUCGCUCUGACUCCAUCUUUCCGUUCUCCUCUCUGAAACUCUGUCCCGGUGUCUCUCUCCCUUCCCAUUUUUAAAUCAGCAUUUCUUUCCAUCCAUCUACAUAUUUCAACUCACAUGCUACCCCUCUGCCUGCACUGUUUGAGUGACAGGCUUCCAUAUCUAUUCUUCUCACUCACCCCCCUCCUCUUCUCCUAUUUGUUAUUCCUGGUGUGUUCCUCCCCUCCUGACUCGGUGGCCCCAGCCUGCUGUGACCCGACCGUGACCACAUGCGGUCUGACCUGCGGUUGAUCCCCUGCCAGGGUGAGGUUCUGGUCCUGCUCAGGAGACCCAGUGGAGGCUGCAGGGUCAGCUGAGCUCAGCUUAAUACACACACACACACACACACGCACAGGCACACACACACCUGCACACAGACAUACACCUUAGUGUGGAGAGUGAGCAGGGACUUAGCAGUGAGCAGUGGAGGGGAAAUCUCACCUCUCUCCCUCUUCCUGCUGUAGGACUCCUCUCACCCUUUCUCCUCCGUUCUCUGUGCUCCCGUUCUCUCCCUUCCUCUUCCCAGCUAGCCUUCUCUCUCUCCUCCCACUGUCCUCACACCUCAGUUUAGGCUGAGACCCAACCCAGUAGGAAGUUGUCACAGGUUGCUGGUCUUCUUCCAUAUACCCUGAUAACACUGAGAACAAUCCCACCACCACACAGGGAGAGGAGCUGCUGGCCAGGGGACCAUGCCUGAGUCUCUCUCGCAUUUCAGAAAGGCGGAAAAGAAAGGAAAUAGAAAAAAGGCAGACAGAAAGGUUUGAGACAAACAGGCAGACGAGGAUGAGGCAAAGAUGCAGUGCUUUUGCGCUGUGUGUUUGUGUGUAUCCAACCAUACACUACUUGGCAUGUCAUGACCACCGAAGUUUGACGUGGCUUUCAACAACACAGGUUUCAGAUGAGAGAGAGUGAGAGACUGACACAAAGCCUUUAAAUGAAACACUUCUGACAUCAGUUCCUGUUAUGCAGAGAGGAAAAGAGGAGAGUGACGAUGAAUAAAGAAGAGGAGAGAAAAGAGCCUUUGGAGUGUUUGGAUUUCUGUCAGUCUGAGAGGGGGUGGCUGUCAGGGCCUGUUUGGAGCCCGUCUCCAGAGGGGGGAUUAGAGGGGGAGGACUCCCUGAUUGAGCACUGGGGUGGAGAACUGGAGAACUGCAUAUCCACUCAACACCAUCACUGCCUGCAUGCGUCCAAAAUGGCAGCAUAUUCCCUAUUCCAUAUAACCCAUAGGGCUCUGGUCAAUAUAGUGCACUAUAAACGGAAUAGGGUGCCAUUUGGGAUACAGCCCCUGCUUGCCUGCCUGGUUGGCUGCUGUACCCACCACUGCAUCAUACCGCUGCUGGUGGAUUUGACAUAGAGCUUACAGCAGAGCUGUUACCCCAUCUGAAUGACUCCCACUGGAAUCUGGCAGGAGAUCUCUUAAGGCUUGGACACACCAGCAGCGUUUGCUGGCCGAUGGUACUUUGCACCUCUGAACAGAGUGCCGGCAAACCGAUUAUUCAUGUAGAAUCGCGCGAAUAAGUCUGCAGCCAGACGUCCAUCAGUGGGUGGUCCCUAAAACACACCACCCCAAACGAGCGGCAGACGAACGGCAGAUCGACAAUCGGCCUGGUGUGAGUGUGGUUCUUUAGGCCCCAGGGACCCUCAUCCUAUACUGCAGGAGAUACAUGCCCUACAGGAGCUUCUUAGGAUCCUGUCAUACUAUACAUGACGAGAUAUUUAUGUGAAGUUUCAUUGGAGGUCUUUGAGAGGGUCUUGGAGGAGUAAAAUCUCUGAGCAGGGAAUUCAUUGUGAUCUGACUUGGCAGACGCUUUGAUCCAAAGCCACUUACAGUAAAGUGAGGCCAUUAUAUUUGUAGUAAGUGAUCCCUGAGGGACUUGAACCCAUGACCUUGGCAUUGUUAGCAUUACACUCUUACCAACUGGGCCACCAGAACCACCAUGGUACAGCAACGUCUUUGACUCUAGUCAUUGUGAUAUGUACGGUGAGUAUGUCCUCAGUGUUUGUGUCCCAAAUGGCACCCUAUUCCCUACAUAGUGCACUACAUUUGUAGUACACUAUAUGGGGAAAGGGGUGCCAUUCUGGACGCAGCCAGUGUGUGUAAGUAUUCCUGGUGAAGGACCGGAUGAAGGCAUUUCUCCUGUGUGUUUGUAGUGCCCAGAACCCUCCCUGCCUUUCCUCAGUCAGACAUACUUGCAGUCCAUAAGCACAUUAUAAUGGGAGGCUUUGAUCCCUGCUUAUCCCACCUGCUUAUCGUGCUUGUGUGCGUGAGUGCGUGCCAGAGAUGAGAGAGUGUGUAAAAAAUGUGUGGCAUCGUUUUCUUAUGAGGUGUUAAAAGUCCCCUGCAGGUGACACUUCCUUCAUUCAACCUCCUGUCUUGUCGGGCUGUGCUCACUUUCUCUCUCUCCUUUCUCAUGGUCAUGACACACACACACACAUGCACUAACUGUCUGUGUGUUGUUCCCCUUUACAGAGAGCCAGAGGGCGUACCGGUUUGUCCAGGGGAAGGACUGGGGCUUUAAGAAGUUCAUCAGGAGAGACUUCCUGCUGGACGAGGCCAAUGGGCUGCUGCCUGACGACAAGCUCACUCUCUUCUGUGAGGUAGGACACAAGUUAACAUAACAUAGAGAUACAGGUAACUGCCAAAAUAAAGGAAAUAAGGUGAAUGAGGGAUUCAAGGUAUAUUGAAAACAGGUGCGGUUUCUGAGUUAAUUAUGCAAUUAACAUCCCAUCAUGCUUAGGGUCAUGUAUAAAAAUGCCCAGUUGCCCAUUAUUUUGAGUACCAUGGCUAGAAGAAGAGAUCUCAGUGACUUUGAAAGAGGGGUCUCAAAGGAGCAUAGGGGUUUAAAGGGUGUGUGUCUGUCACCAGAUCUCAACCCAACUGAACAAUUUAUAGGAGAUUCUGGAGUGGCGCCUGAGACAGCGUUUUCCAACACCAUCAACAAAAUACCAAAUGAUGGAAUUUCUCCGUGUAGAAUGGUGUCAAGGCGCAUUGAAGCUGUUCUGGCAGCUCAUGUUGGCCCAACGCCCUAUUAAGACACUGUUACUGUUUCCUUUAUUUUGGCAGUUACCUGUAUCUCUAUAGACUGGUUGGUUGUUUAGCAACAAAACCGACUUGUGCGCAACUAUGGGGCAAAACAGACGGGUUGGCUUAGAUUGUUGAUAACAUGUAAACUAUAUUUUGUCUCCAAUGUUUAUUGAAAACAUAAAUAAAGUUGCACAAUGAGAACUUGUCUCUCAAAUACAUUGUUAUGGUUGUUGGUUAGCUAUCUAGCUAGCAAAUUUUAGCCAUAUUAGCAUAGAUGUGACAUCAGUCAAAACACCUCAAAACAAGAAAUGGUAUCAAGAACAAGAUCAAAUGAGCUGAAACAAUGUGACCUGACCAGGAAAACCUCUGAGUCCUAGUGAUCGGUCAUCACUAGUUACCACAGUCACAAAGUCAUAAACCCUGUCUAUUGCUACAAUUUCUCUUCGCUAACCCUAACCACACUGCUAACCUUAUUCCUAAUCCUAACCUUAAAUUGAGACCAAAAGGAGUUACGAUUUAGCCUAUUUUAACUUUGUGGCUGUGGAAACUAGUGGAAACCAUAUUAAUGGGCUAUAACUAGGGCUCAGAGUUUUUCCUGGUCAGGUCAAAUUAUUAGGAAAAACGCCUGGCUCUAACUGAUACAGUGGGGGAAAAAAGUAUUUAGUCAGCCACCAAUUGUGCAAGUUCUCCCACUUAAAAAGAUGAGAGGCCUGUAAUUUUCAUCAUAGGUACACGUCAACUAUGACAGACAAAUUGAGAAAAAAAAUCCAGAAAAUCACAUUGUAGGAUUUUUAAUGAAUUUAUUUGCAAAUUAUGGUGGAAAAUAAGUAUUUGGUCACCUACAAACAAGCAAGAUUUCUGGCUCUCACAGACCUGUAACCUCUUCUUUUAGAGGCUCCUCUGUCCUCCACUCGUUACCUGUAUUAAUGGCACCUGUUUGAACUUAUCAGUAUAAAAGACACCUGUCCACAACCUCAAACAGUCACACUUCAAACUCCACUAUGGCCAAGACCAAAGAGCUGUCAAAGGACACCAGAAACAAAAUUGUAGACCUGCACCAGGCUUGGAAGACUGAAUCUGCAAUAAGUAAGCAGCUUGGUUUGAAGAAACCAACUGUGGGAGCAAUUAUUAGGAAAUGGAAGACAUACAAGACCACUGAUAAUCUCCCUCGAUCUGGGGCUCCACGCAAGAUCUCACCCCGUGGGGUCAAAAUGAUCACAAGAACGGUGAGCAAAAAUCCCAGAACCACACGGGGGGACCUAGUGAAUGACCUGCAGAGAGCUGGGACCAAAGUAACAAAGCCUACCAUCAGUAACACACUACGCCGCCAGGGACUCAAAUCCUGCAGUGCCAGACGUGUCCCCCUGCUUAAGCCAGUACAUGUCCAGGCCCGUCUGACGUUUGCUAGAGUGCAUUUGGAUGAUCCAGAAGAGGAUUGGGAGAAUGUCAUAUGGUCAGAUGAAACCAAAAUAUAACUUUUUGGUAAAAACUCAACUCGUCGUGUUUGGAGGACAAAGAAUGCUGAGUUGCAUCCAAAGAACACCAUACCUACUGUGAAGCAUGGGGGUGGAAACAUCAUGCUUUGGGGCUGUUUUUCUGCAAAGGGACCAGGACGACUGAUCCGUGUAAAGGAAAGAAUGAAUGGGGCCAUGUAUCGUGAGAUUUUGAGUGAAAACCUCCUUCCAUCAGCAAGGGCAUUGAAGAUGAAACGUGGCUGGGUCUUUCAGCAUGACAAUGAUCCCAAACACACCGCCCGGGCAACGAAGGAGUGGCUUCGUAAGAAGCAUUUCAAGGUCCUGGAGUGGCCUAGCCAGUCUCCAGAUCUCAACCCCAUAGAAAAUCUUUGGAGGGAGUUGAAAGUCUGUGUUGCCCAGCGACAGCCCCAAAACAUCACUGCUCUAGAGGAGAUCUGCAUGGAGGAAUGGGCCAAAAUACCAGCAACAGUGUGUGAAAACCUUGUGAAGACUUACAGAAAACGUUUGACCUGUGUCAUUGCGAACAAAGGGUAUAUAACAAAGUAUUGAGAAACUUUUGCUAUUGACCAAAUACUUAUUUUCCACCAUAAUUUGCAAAUAAAUUCAUUAAAAAUCCUACAAUGUGAUUUUCUGGAUUUUUUUUAUUCUCAUUUUGUCUGUCAUAGUUGACGUGUACCUAUGAUGAAAAUUACAGGCCUCUCUCAUCUUUUUAAGUGGGAGAACUUGCACAAUUGGUGGCUGACUAAAUACUUUUUUUCCCCACUGUACAUGUAUGUGUGAUGUGUGCAUGUUCUGUGACAAAAGCACCUGUGUGUCUGUGUGACUCCCUCUAUCCAGCUCCAUGCUGAUUCUUAUUCUGUCAGUUUGUCAGUAGGGCUCAGAUCAGAUGCUGUUGUGUUGGGUGCUGUUGGGCUAGAUGAUAUGAUUAACUGUAAGUCGCUCUGGAUAAGAGCGUCUGCUAAAUGACUAAAAUGUCAAAAUGUCAAAUGAUAUCCCCUGUCAUUACUAGGCUGUAACAGAGGGGGCAGCAGAGGUCAACCUUCCCUCCCUCUCUCUGUCUCUCUCUCUCUCCUCUCUCUCCUUCGCUCUCUCUCCGCUCUCGCUCUCUCUCUCUCUCUGUGUUUGUGUGUCUCUCUCUCUCUCUCUGUGUCUCUCUCUCUCUCUCUCUCUGUGUCUCUCUCUCUCUCUCUCUCUCUGUGUCUCUCUCUGUGUCUCUCUCUGUGUCUCUCUCUCUCUCUCUCUGCCUGUAUCUCUCUCUCUCUCUCUCUGCCUGUAUCUCUCUCUCUCUCUCUCUCUCUCUCUCUCUCUCUCUCUCUCUCUCUCUCUCUCUCUCUCUCUCUCUCUCUCUCUCCCCCCCCCCUUAUGUUGGAUGGGGGAACAGAGUAGAGGUAAAACUUUCUGGAUAUGUUAAUGUCCUUGUUGUAAUGCAUGUGCCCAUAAAUGUUUAAAAAGCAUGGCGGUGGCUGUUUAAAACAAUCCUAAUUAACCCUGCGGGGGUAUGGUGCUGGAAACCAUGUCUUGAAGUUUCCCCCUGUUUGUUACGAGAGAGAAGAGCGAUGUGCAAGUAUGUUUAAAGUGUUUCCAAACUGGGCCUAUUGACUUAUGAGUAGGAGGGGCAUAGCAGCUACUACAGAGCUGUGUUUGGGGGUGGGGGUGGAGGUGUGUGUGUGUGUGACUGCGUGUACUGUGCCUGUGUAUGUGAGAGAGGCUUGACAUAGAGAGAGUACUUCAACACAGCCCUCUCCUGUGGUGUGAGGCUGCUGGGUGGUUGUAGUAAUGGGUGGCUGCGCAUCGUCUGUAAAUCUCUGGUAAUUACACCAGCUCCAUUAAUGAGGAAACCAAUGUUGGUUACAGUGUGGUUUAGGGCUGGGCGGUAUACCGUAUUUUACUAUAUACCAGCAUUGCUGCAUAGACCGGUUUGAGUUUUUACUUUACCUUCUAUAAUGGUAUUUGAAUGUUUGGUUUGUGAUAUGCCGUGUGUAACGUCAAUUUCUAUUGUUUACACCGCUACUUGAGUCAUCCCACUCCACCCUUUCUCUCUCAAUUCCGUUUUCCUCAGACCUAGCCCCACCACCUGUCACUCAAGGAGCACAUUUGUUGUUGCUUGGCCAUGAGACACUUGUGUUAAGUCUGCAUGGUAAAUGCAGCACAUGCAACAAUAUUAAUGACAACGAUGUUUCCACUUUGCUUCUUAAUAAUACAUCCACAAGCGUUCUAUAAUUAAUUACACUAUUAGUUUGUGUUUCUUACAUCUGCAAACAGCUAGUUUGUCUUUUCUUAGCAAGUUUUAGCUAAAUCGUGUUAGCCGCUAAUGCUAAUCGCUAGUUAGCUGGCUAGCUAGCUAGCUAGUUAAUAAAUGUACUGAGUCAGAGCAAAUUUAGCUGGCUAGUACAACCUGAUAUGAGUUUUGGUGUAGGCCUAAAUAUGCAUAUUGUUUGUGCAACAGUAUCUUCUAAAUCAAAGAGGAAUAGGCAAAGCAUGAAUAUGUUAGCUACAUGAAGAAACAUUGAAUGUUGCCAAAGAUGAUGGGGUCCCCUAGGAAACACUGACCAUCACUUUGGUUCCUACCCAGUCACAAUAACUCCUCCCUGGUGUUUUCAUUCGUUGUCAUGUCAAACAACACUGUAUUCAAAGUGGCCAAUAAUAUUUAUAUUCUAAUUAUAGAAUUAGAAUAAACAAUAUAUUUCCAUGAUUCCAAGUGUUUUGAUCUAAUUCGCAAGUCAAAUGACAAUUGCAACAUUUGGUUAAAAAUAAGGCCUAGUGUUUUUUGCCCAUAUCGUGCAGCCCUACAUGGAUAUGCAGGAAAUUAUUUUUUGUUUAAUAAACCGUAUAAAACAAUCAGAAUGGAGAAAGACCCAUUGAAAUCAUCUAGGGUCACGCACUACUCAUAAAGACAAUAUAGAAUUUGUAUUAUUCAAAAACAUAAAAUGCCAUCAUACCUUCAACAUAGAAAAAAAUUAACUGUGAUAUGAUACGCUAUAUAUGCAAAAGUAUGUUGACACCUCUUCAAAUUAGUGGAUUCGGCUAUUUCAGCCACACCCCUUGCUGACAGGUGUAUAAAAUCGAGCACACAGCCAUGCAAUCUCCGUAGACAAACAUUGGCAGUAGAAUGGUCUUACUGAAGAGCUAAGUGACUUUCAACGUGGCACCGUCAUAGAAUGCCACCUUUCCAACAAGUCAGUUCCUCAAAUUUCUGCCCAGUUAGAGCUGCCCUGGUCAACUCGAAGUGCUGUUAUUGUGAAGUGGAAACUUCUAGGAGCAACAACGGCUUAGCCGCGAAAUUGUAGGCCACACAAGCUCACAGAACGGGACCUCCAGGUGCUGAAGCGCGUAGAGCGUAAAUAUUGUCUGUCAGUUGCAACACUCACUACCAAGUUCGGCCAUGGAAGCAACGUCGGCACAAGAACUGUUAAUCGGGAGCUUCAUGAAAUGGGUUUCCAUGGCCGAGCAGCCGCACACAAACAUAAGAUCACCCUGCACAAUGUCAAGCGUCGGCUGGGGUGUUGUAAAGAUAGCCGCCAUUGGACUCUGGAGCAGUGGAAACGCGUUCUCUGGAGUGAUGAAUCAUACUUCACAAUCUGGCAGUCCGACGGACAAAUCUGGGUUUGGCGGAUGCCAGGAGAAGGCUACCUGCCCAAAUGCAUAGUGCCAACUAUAAAGUUUGGUGGAGGAGGAAUAAUGGUCUGGGGCUGUUUUUCAUGGUUCGGGCUAGGCCCCUUUGUUCCAGUGAAGGGAAAUCUUAACUCUACAGCAUACAAUGACAUUCUAGAUGAUUCUGUGCUUCCAACUUUAUGGCAACAGUUUGGGGAAGGCCCUUUCCUGUUUCAGCAUGACAAUGCCCCCGUGCACAAAGCGAGGUCCAUACAGAAAUGGUUUGUCGAGAUCGGUGUGGAAGAACUUGACUGUCCUGACCUCAACCACAUCGAACACCUUUGGGAUGAAUUGGAACGACAACUGUGAGCCAGGCCUAAUCGCCCAACAUCGGUGCCCGAUCUCACUAAUGCUCUUGUGGCUGAAUGGAAGUCCCCGAAGCAAUGUUCCAACAUCUAGUGGAAAGUGUUCCCAGAAGAGUGGAGGCUGUUAUAGCAGCAAAGGGGGGACCAUCUCCAUAUUAAUGCCCAUGAUUUUGGAAUGAGAUAUCGCCCAGCCCUAGUGUGGGUUACUGUAGUGAGUUAGUGACCCUGGAAUAAAUGAUGAGGGUGCUACCACAAGGUCUAGUAGUGUAAAGUACUUCAAUAUUCCUGGUCCUUGUUCUCCCUGUGAUGCAGUCUUUAUUACCAUCAGAGACCUGGCUCCUUGUUCUCGCCUCCUCUCAUUCUGUUUCCUUCUCUUUUUCUCUCUCUCUCCUUUCUCUCUCUCUCCACUCUUUCUCUCUCCUUUUGUGAGAAUGCUGUUCAUUGACCACAGCUCAGUGUUCAACACCAUUGUCCCUUCCAAGCUCGUCACCAAGCUUAGGACCCUGGGACUGAACAUCUCCCUCUGUAUCUGGAUCCUGGACUUCCUGGUGGGCCGACCCCAGGUGGUGAAGGGUAGGCAACAUCACGUCCGCCACACUGACCCUCAACACGGGGGCCCCAAAGGGGUGUGUGCUUAGUCCCCUCCUGUACUUCCUGUUCACACACGACUGCAUGGCCACACACGACUCCAACACCAUCAUUAAGUUUGCUGACGAUACGACGGUGGUAGGUCUGAUCACCGGCGACGAUGAGACAGCCUACAAGGAGGAGAUCGGUGACAACCUCUCCCUCAACGUCAGUAAGAUCAAGGAGCUGAUCAUGGACUGCAGGAAAGGGGGGGGGGGGGGAGCACUCCCCCAUCCACAUCGACGGGUUGAGAGCUUCAUGUUCCUCUGUGUCCAAAUCACUAAGCACUUAGAAUGGUCCACGUGCACAGUCGUGAAGAAGGCACAACAGUGCCUCUUCCCCCUCAGGAAGUUGAAAAGGUUUGGCAAUGGGCCCUCAAAUCCUCAAAAAGGUCUACAGUUGCACCAUUGAGAGCAUCUUAACUGGCUGCAUUACUGCUUGGUAUGGCAACAACACCGCCCUCGAUCACAUGGCGCUACAGAAGGUGGUGCGGACAGGCCAGUACAUCAUUGGGGCCGAGCUCCCUGCCAUCCAGGACCUCUAUAUCAGGCGGUGUGAAAGGAAGACCCAGAAAAUCAUUAAAGACUCCAGCGACCCAAGCCAUAGACUGUUCUCUCUGCUUCCGCACGGCAAGUGGUACCGUUGCAUCAAGUAUGACACCAACAGGGUCCUGAACAGCUUCUAUCCCCAAGCCAUAACACUUCUAAAUAGCUAACAGAAUUGUUAUACGGAAUAUCUGAGUUGGCCCUUGUAUUUAUUUUUUAUCUCUUUGCACACUCACGGGACUCUACACACACACUGACACUCCAACACACACAUAACAUGCACACAAAUGUAUACGGACUCUACAGAAACGCACAAACACUCACAUACUAUCAUCAUUUACGCUGCUGCUACUCUGUUUAUCGUACACUGAGCAAAAUUAAGGACACCUGCUCUUUCCAUGACAGACUGACAGGUGAAUCCAGGUGAAAGCUAUUACAUUUACAUUUACGUCAUUUAGCAGACGCUCUUAUCCAGAGCGACUUACAAAUUGGUGCAUUCACCCUAUAGCCAGUGGGAUAACCACUUUACAAAUGAUUUUAUUUUAUUUUAUUUUUUUAUUAUUUUUUUGUUUUUUUGGGGGGGUAGAAGGAUUACUUUAUCCUAUCCCAGGUAUUCCUUAAAGAGGUGGGGUUUCAAAUGUCUCCGGAAGGUGGUGAGUGACUCCGCUGUCCUGGCGUCGUGAGGGAGCUUGUUCCACCAUUGGGGUGCCAGAGCAGCGAACAGUUUUGACUGGGCUGAGCGGGAACUAUGCUUCCGCAGAGGAAGGGGAGCCAGCAGGCCAGAGGUGGAUGAACGCAAUGCCCUCGUUUGGGUGUAGGGACUGAUCAGAGCCUGAAGGUACGGAGGUGCCGUUCCCCUCACAGCUCCAUAGGCAAGCACCAUGGUCUUGUAACAGAUGCGAGCUUCAACUGGAAGCCAGUGGAGUGUGCGGAGGAGGGGGGGUGACGUGAGAGAACUUGGGAAGGUUGAACACCAGACGGGCUGCGGCAUUCUGGAUGAGUUGUAGGGGUUUAAUGGCACAGGCAGGGAGCCCAGCCAACAGCGAGUUGCAGUAAUCCAGACGGGAGAUGACAAGUGCCUGGAUUAGGACCUGUGCCGCUUCCUGUGUAAGGCAGGGUCGUACUCUCCGAAUGUUGUAGAGCAUGAACCUGCAGGAUCGGGUCACCGCCUUGAUGUUAGCGGAGAACGACAGGGUGUUGUCCAGGGUCACGCCAAGGCUCUUCGCACUCUGGGAGGAGGACACAACGGAGUUGUCAACCGUGAUGGCGAGAUCAUGGAACGGGCAGUCCUUCCCCGGGAGGAAGAGCAGCUCCGUCUUGCCAGGGUUCAGCUUGAGGUGGUGAUCCAUCAUCCAUACUGAUAUGUCUGCCAGACAUGCAGAGAUGCGAUUCGCCACCUGGUUGUCAGAAGGGGGAAAGGAGAAGAUUAGUUGUGUAUCGUCAGCGUAGCAAUGAUAGGAGAGGCCAUGUGAGGAUAUGACAGAGCCAAGUGACUUGGUGUAUAGGGAGAAAAGGAGAGGGCCUAGAACUGAGCCCUGGGGGACACCAGUGGUGAGAGCACGUGGUGCGGAGACAGCUUCUCGCCACGCCACUUGGUAGGAGCGACCGGUCAGGUAGGACGCAAUCCAGGAGUGAGCCGCGCCGGAGAUGCCCAGCUCGGAGAGGGUGGAGAGGAGGAUCUGAUGGUUCACAGUAUCAAAGGCAGCAGACAGGUCUAGAAGGACAAGAGCAGAGGAGAGAGAGUUAGCUUUAGCAGUGCGGAGAGCCUCCGUGACACAGAGAAGAGCAGUCUCAGUUGAAUGACCAGUCCUGAAACCUGACUGGUUUGGAUCAAGAAGGUCAUUCUGAGAGAGAUAGCAAGAGAGUUGGCUAAAGACGGCACGCUCAAUAGUUUUGGAAAGAAAAGAAAGAAGGGAUACUGGUCUGUAGUUGUUGACAUCAGUGGGAUCGAGUGUUGGUUUUUUGAGAAGGGGUGCAACUCUCGCUCUCUUGAAGACUGAAGGGACAUAGCCAGCGGUCAAGGAUGAGUUGAUCAGCGAGGUGAGGUAGGGGAGAAGGUCACCGGAGAUGGUCUGGAGAAGAGAGGAGGGGAUGGGGUCAAGCGGGCAGGUUGUUGGGCGGCCUGCAGUCACAAGUCGCAAGAUUUUAUCUGGAGAGAGAGGGGAGAAAGAAGUCAAAGCAUAGGGUAGGGCAGUGUGAGCAGGACCAGCAGUGUCAUUAGACUUAACAAACGAGCUAUGAUCCCUUAUUGAUAUCAAUAAGGGAUGCAACUCAAUAAUUAGGAUGGUGUUCCUAAUGUUUGGUAUACUCUGUGUAUAUCCUGAUGCCUAGUCACCUUACCCCUAUACAUACAGUGCAUUUGGAAAGUAUUCAGGCCCCUUGACUUUUUCCACAUUUUGUUACGUUACAGCCUUAUUCUAAAAUGAAUUAAAUAAUUUUUUUGCCUCAUCAAUCUACACACAUUACCCCAUAAUGACAAAGCGAAAACAGGUUCUUAGAAUGUUUUGCAAAUGUAUUAAGAAUAAAAAAAUGGAAAUAAGUAUUCAGACCCUUUGCUAUGAGACUCGAAAUUGAGCUCAGGUGCUUCCUGUUUCCAUUGAUCAUCCUUGAGAUGUUUCUACAACUUGAUUGGAGUUCACCUGUGGUAAAUUCAAAUGAUUGGACAUGAUUUGGAAAGGCACAAACCUGUCUAUGUAAUGUCCCACAGUUGACGGAGCAAAAACCAAGUCAUGAGGUUGAAGGAUAUGUUUGUUGAGCUCUGAGACAGGAUUGUGUUGAGGCACAGAUCUGGGGAAGGGUACCAAAAAAUUUCUGAAGCAUUGAAGGUCCCCAAGAACACAGUGGCCUCCAUCUUUCUUAAAUGGAGGAAGUUUGGAACCACCAAGACUCUUCCUAAAGCUGGCCGCCCGGCCAAACUGAGCAAUCGCGGGAGAAGGGCCUUGGUCAGGGAGGUGACCAAUAACCCAAUGGUCACUCUGACAGAGCUCCAGAGUUCCUCUGUGGAGAUGGGAGAACCUUCCAGAAGGACAACCAUCUCUGCAGCACUCCACCAAUCAGGCCUUUAUGGUAGAGUGGCCAGACGGAAGCCACUCCUCAGUAAAAGGCACAUGACAGCCCGCUUGGAGUUUGCCAAAAGGCACCUAAAGGAUUCUCAGACAAUGAGAAACAAGAUUCUCUGGUAUGAUGAAACCAAGAUUGAACUCGUUGGCCUGAAUGCCAAGCGUCACGUCUGGAGGAAAUCUGGCACUAUCCCUACGGUGAAGCAUGGUGGUGGCAGCUGUCGGUAUGUUUUCAGCGGCAGGGACUGGGAGACUAGUCAGGAUCGAGGGAAAGAUGAACGGAGCAAAGUACAGAGAGAUCCUUAAUGAAAACAUUUACAUUUAUAUUUUAGUCAUUUAGCAGACACUCUUAUCCAGAGCGACUUACAGUUAGUGAGUGCAUACAUUUUUUUCAUAAUAAAGGAAACAAUUUGAAAUGCAGCACAUCCUGUAAAGUAAUCAGAUAACUUUUAGAAUGUGUUAAAGACCUUGUUUCCCUACCAAAAUCCAUAUACAAACAGUUGUGUAAACAGUUAUGCAACUGUAUGCAAUAGUAGAAUGACAAGGGAGCCUUAAAAACAGGUUAUUGCAAGGGCAGUGUAUUCCCAGGUGAAUCAGCUACGUGGCCUAAUCAACUAAACAAGAUGAUAACGUGAAAGUAUACGAGGGUUUCACUUUCAUAUCAAAACCACUCAAGACUAUAUCACAGACCAAAACUACUUGUCCUAAAAUGUAAUAGCCUUAUCACUGCAUUCUCCAUUUCUGCAAUUUUGAGAUCUCAUGAUAUUGGAGUGGAAACCAACAAGACCACACAAUGAACGUAUAUAUCAGCGGUUCUCCAAGUGGGUUCCGCAGAGGUAUUGCAGGGGUUACACGGCCAGAUCUCAAAAUGUAUAUAAAAAAACAGUUAACAGAUUUUGGCCAAGAGAUCUGUAGAACAAGUUUAGAGAGUGUAAUAUAAUACAAUGUAAUAUUAUGAAUCAACAAUUUAUAUUCUUAACCCUGGGCAACAUGGGCCUGGGAGGCUCACAGGGAUAUUGGUAGCAACAGUAAUCCACCAAUUAGUACUGUAAUACAAAACUAAGUCAGAAACACAUUCAUCUUUAACUGUAAACACAGGUUUUUAUUUUAUGUUGUAGAUUUUGAUUGUGAGAUACCACAGUAAGUUACAUGGAAAGAUAUGUUGAGGAGAGAGAAUGCUGAGGGAAUCAGACAGAAGACCUGAACUGGGUACUGGAUAUGGAAAUGCACCACAUGAAGGCAGUGGUGUAAAGUUCUUAAGUAAAAAUACUUUAAAGUACUACUUAAGUCAUUUUAUGGGGUAUCUGUACUUUACUACUUAUAUUUUUGACAACUUUCAUAUUUUACUUCACUACAUUCCUAAAGAAAAUAAUGUACUUUUUACUCCAUACAUUUUCCCUGACACCCAAAAGUACUCAUUACAUUUUCAAUGCUUAGCAGGACAGAAAAAUUGUCCAAUUCACGCACAUUUUCUAUUAAGGUAUCUUUUACUGUUACUCAAGUAUGACAAUUGGGUAGUUUUUCCACCAUUUAUUUUUUAUUUUAUUACAAUCAAUAUUAAAAUAGUACAACAAGGAUGUAUGCUGGCGGGCUUGGGUUACCACAAAACACAGCUCUCAAAAAUAAAAUAAUCUGAAAAAAACUUUGACUCAACAUUUAUAUACACACUGUGUCAUCCUCUGUCGCCCUAGGCUCCCUGCCUACAAGCGAUCUCACUCCACACUCAGUUACAGAGUGCUCAGGACCUCAGACUGGGGCAAAGGUUCACCUUCCAAUAGGACAACGACCCUAAGCAUACCAAGACAACGCAGGAGUGGCUUUGGGACAAGUCUCUGAAUAUCCUUGAGUGGCCCAGCCAGAGCCCGGACUUGAACCUGAUCGAACAUCUCUGGAGAGACCUGAAAAUAGCUGUGCAGCGACGCUCCCCAUCCAACCUGACAGAACUUGAGUGGAUCUGCAGAGAAGAAUGGAGACAUUCCCCAAAUACAGGUGUGCCAAGCUUGUAGCAUCAUACCCAAGAAGACUUGAGGCUGUAAUCGCUGCCAAAGGUGCUUCAACAAAGUACUGAGUAAAGGAUCUGAAUACUUACAGUGGGGAGAACAAGUAUUUGAUACACUGCCGAUUUUGCAGGUUUUCCUACUUACAAAGCAUGUAGAGGUCUAUCAUUUUUAUCAUAGGUACACUUCAACUGUGAGAGACGGAAUCUAAAACAAAAAUCUAGAACAUCACAUUGUAUGAUUUUUAAGUAAUUAAUUUGCAUUUUAUUGCAUGACAUAAGUAUUUGAUCACCUACCAACCAGUAAGAAUUCCGGCUCUCACAGACCUGUUAGUUUUUCUUUAAGAAGCCCUCCUGUUCUCCACUCAUUACCUGUAUUAACUGCAUCUGUUUGAACUCGUUACCUGUUUAAAACACACCUGUCCACACACUCAAUCAAACAGACUCCAACCUCUCCUCAAUGGCUAAGACCAGAGAGCUGUGUAAGGACAUCAGGGAUAAAAUUGUAGACCUGCACAAGGCUGGGAUGGGCUACAGGACAAUAGGCAAGCAGCUUGGUGAGAAGGCAACAACUGUUGCCGCAAUUAUUAGAAAAUGGAAGAAGUUCAAGAUGACGGUCAAUCACCCUCGGUCUGGGGCUCCAUGCAAGAUCUCACCUCGUGGGGCAUCAAUGAUCAUGAGGAAGGUGAGGGAUCAGCCCAUAACUACACGGCAGGACCUGGUCAAUGACCUGAUUAGAGCUGGGACCACAGUCUCAAAGAACCAUUAGUAACACACUACGCCGUCAUGGAUUAAAAUCCUGCAGCGCACGCAAGGUCCCCCUGCUCAAGCCAGCGCAUGUCCAGGCCCGUCUGAAGUUUGCCAAUGACCAUCUGGAUGAUCCAGAGGAGGAAUGGGAGAAGGUCAUGUGGUCUGAUGCAGAAGUAAAAAAUAAAGUGACAGUAGGGAGGCUAUAUAUACAAUAGAAUAAAGUGACAGUAGGGAGGCUAUAUAUACAGGGGGGGUACCGUUGCAUAGUCAAUGUGCGGGGGCACCGGCUAGUUGAGGUAGUUGAGGUAAUAUGUACAUGUGGGUAGAGUUAAAGUGACUAUGCAUAAAUACUUAACAGAGUAGCAGCAGCGUAAAAAGGAUGGGGUGGGGGGGGCAGUGCAAAUAGUCCGGGUAGCCAUGAUUAGCUGUUCAGGAGUCUUAUGGCUUGGGGGUAGAAGCUGUUGAGAAGUCUUUUGGACCUAGACUUGGCACUCCGGUACCGCUUGCCGUGCGGUAGCAGAGAGAACAGUCUAUGACUAGGGUGACUGGAGUCUUUGACAAUUUUGAGGGCCUUCCUCUGACACCGCCUGGUAUAGAGGUCCUGGAUGGCAGGGAGCUUUGCCCCAGUGAUGUACUGGGCCGUACGCACUACCCUCUGUAGUGCCUUGCGGUCAGAGGCCAAGCAGUUGCCAUACCAGGCGGUGAUGCAACCAGUCAGGAUGCUCUCGAUGGUGCAGCUGUAGAAUUUUUUGAGGAUCUGAGGACCCAUGCCAAAUCUUUUUAGUCUCCUGAGGGGGAAUAGGCUUUGUCGUGCCCUCUUCACGACUGUCUUGGUGUGUUUGGACCAUGAUAGUUCGUUGGUGAUGUGGACACCAAGGAACUUGAAGCUCUCAACCUGUUCCACUACAGCCCCGUCGAUGAGAAUGGGGGCGUGCUCAGUCCUCUUUUUUUUCCUGUAGUCCACAAUCAUCUCCUUUGUCUUGGUCACGUUGAGGGAGAGGUUGUUGUCCUGGCACCACACGGCCAGAUCUCUGACCUCCUCCCUAUAGGCUGUCUCAUCGUUGUCGGUGAUCAGGCCUACCACUGUUGUGUCGUCGGCAAACUUAAUGAUGGUGUUGGAGACAAAAAUAGAGCUUUUUGGUCUAAACUCCACUCGCCGUGUUUGGAGGAAGAAGAAGGAUGAGUACAACCCCAAGAACAUCAUCCCAACCGUGAAACAUGGAGGUGGAAACAUCAUUCUUUGGGGAUGCUUUUCUGCAAAGGGGACAGGACGACUGCACCGCAUUGAGGGGAGGAUGGAUGGGGCCAUGUAUCGCGAGAUCUUGGCCAACAACCUCCUUCCCUCAGUAAGAGCAUUGAAGAUGGGUCGUGGCUGGGCCUUCCAGCAUGACAACGACCCGAAACACACAGCCAGGGCAACUAAGGAGUGGCUCCGUAAGAAGCAUCUCAAGGUCCUGGAGUGGCCUAGCCAGUCUCCAGACCUGAACCCAAUAGAACAUCUUUGGAGGGAGCUGAAAAUCCAUAUUGCCCAGCGACAGAAGGUCUGUAUGGAGGAGUGGGCCAAAAUCCCUGCUGCAGUGUGUGCAAACCCUGGUCAAGACCUACAGGAAACGUAUGAUCUCUGUAAUUGCAAACAAAGGUUUCUGUACCAAAUAUUAAGUUCUGCUUUUCUGAUGUAUCAAAUACUUAUGUCAUGCCAUAAAAUGCAAAUUAAUUACUUAAAAAUCAUACAAUGUGAUUUUCUGGAUUUUUGUUUUAGAUUCCGUCUCUCACAGUUGAAGUGUACCUAUGAUAAAAAUUACAGACCUCUGCAUGCUUUGUAAGUAGGAAAACCUGCAAAAUCGCCAGUGUAUCAAAUACUUGUUCUCCCCACUGUAUGUAAAUGUGAUAUUUCCGUUUUUUUAUUUUUAAUGAAAACCUAUUUUUGCUUUGUCAUUAUGGGGUAUUGUGUGUAGAUUGAGUAGGGGAAAAAACAAUUUAAUCAAUUUUAGAAUAAGGCUGUAAUGUAACAAUGUGGAAAAAGUCAAAGGGUCUGAACACUUUCCGAAUGCACUGUACAUGUCUCUAUCACUCCAGUAUACCUGCACAUUGUAUAUAUGGUGUUGGAACUGACCUUGUAUAUACAGUGAGGGAAAAAGGUAUUUGAUCCCCUGCUGAUUUUGUACGUUUGCCCACUAACAAAGACAUGAUCCGUUUAUAAUUGUAAUGGUAGGUUUAUUUGAACAGUGAGAGACAAAAUAACAACAAAAAAAUCCAGAAAGACGAAUGUCACAAAUGUUCUAAAUUGAUUUGCAUUUUAAUGAGGGAAAUAAGUAUUUGACCCCUCUGCAAAACAUGACUUAGUACUUGGUGGCAAAACCCUUGUUGGCAAUCAGGGAUUUUGUCCCACUCCUCUUUGCAGAUCUUCUCCAAGUCAUUAAGGUUUCGAGCCUGACGUUUGGCAACUCGAACCUUCAGCUCCCUCCACAGAUUUUCUAUGGGAUUAAAGUCUGGAGACUGGCUAGGCCACUCCAGGACCUUAAUGUGCUUCUUCUUGAGCCACUCCUUUGUUGCCUUGGCCGUGUGUUUUGGGUCAUUGUCAUGCUGGAAUACCCAUUUACGACCCAUUUUCAAUGCCCUGGCUGAGGGAAGGAGGUUCUCACCCAACAUUUGACGGUACAUGGCCCCGUCCAUCGUCCCUUUGAUGCAGUGAAGUUGUCCUGUCCCCUUAGCAGAAAAACACCCCCAAAGCAUAAUGUUUCCACCUCCAUGUUUGACGGUGGGGAUGGUGUUCUUGGGGUCAUAGGCAGCAUUCCUCCUCCUCCAAACACAGCGAGUUGAGUUGAUGUCAAAGAACUCCAUUUUGGUCUCAUCUGACCACAACACUUUCACCCAGUUCUCCUCUGAAUCAUUCAGAUGUUCAUUGGCAAACUUCAGACGGGCCUGUAUAUGUGCUUUCUUGAUUAGGGGGACCUUGCGGGCGCUGCAGGAUUUCAGUCCUUCACGGCGUAGUGUGUUACCAAUUGUUUUCUUAGUGACAAUGGUCCCAGCUGCCUUGAGAUCAUUGACAAGAUCCUCCCGUGUAGUUCUGGGCUGAUUCCUCACCGUUCUCAUGAUCAUUGCAACUCCACGAGGUGAGAUCUUGCAUGGAGCCCCAGGCCGAGGGAGAUUGACAGGUCUUUUGUGUUUCUUCCAUUUGCGAAUAAUCGCACCAACUGUUGUCACCUUCUCACCAAGCUGCUUGGCGAUGGUCUUGUAGCCCAUUCCAGCCUUGUGUAGGUCUACAAUCUUGUCCCUGACAUCCUUGGAGAGCUCUUUGGUCUUGGCCAUGGUGGAGAGUUUGGAAUCUGAUUGAUUGAUUGCUUCUGUGGACAGGUGUCUUUUAUACAGGUAACAAGCUGAGAUUAGGAGCACUCCCUUUAAGAGUGUGCUCCUAAUCUCAGCUCAUUACCUGUAUAAAAGACACCUGGGAGCCAGAAAUCUUUCUGAUUGAGAGGGGGUCAAAUACUUAUUUCCCUCAUUAAAAUGCAAAUCAAUUUCUAACAUUUCUGACAUGUGUUUUUCUGGAUUUUGUUGUUGUUAUUCUGUCUCUCACUGUUCAAAUAAACCUACCAUUAAAAUUAUAGACUGAUCAUUUCUUUGUCAGUGGGCAAACGUACAAAAUCAGCAGGGGAUCAAAUCGUUUUUUCCCUCACUGUAGCUUCUUACUUUCUUGUGUUCUUCUUUAUUUUUAUUUCUUGUGUUUUUGUUCUACCUUAUGUUAUUUUUAGUGCUACAUUGAUAUUGAUUACUGCAUUGUUGGGUUUGGAGCUAGCAAGAAAGGGAUUUCACUGUACUUGUGCACGUGACAUUAAAACUUAAAACCUCUCCUUUCUUUCUUUCUUUCUCUCGGUCUCUCUCUCUCUCUCUUUCCCUCACUCUCUCCCUCUCUCUCUCUUUCUCCUUCCCGCUCUCUCUCCUUCCCUCUCUCUCGCUCUCUUCGCUCUCUCCCUCUCUCUCUGCUUUCUCUCGCUCUCUUGGCCACAUGGUCCUGUCCUGCUUCUGAGAGAGAGGGAACUCCCCAGAGCCCAGUGCUCUUCUAUCUUCUCUUGGCUCUCUUCUCAAUGCCACCCCUCAUCUCUUCCCUCUCUCCUUGCUUUGCUCCUCUCCCUUCUCUCUAUUUUCCUCCUCUGCUCCCUCCUCUCCCUUCCUCUGCUCUACGCCUCCCCUCUUUUACGUCUCUCCCUCUCCUCUACCUGUAGGUAUUUAAUGAGAAGAUAGUUCCCAUUAAAGGUUCUGUGCUGGCUCUCAUAAGAGGUGCUCUGAGAGGAGGAGUGAAGGAAAGGAGAGGUCCCUUCAGAGGAGGAUAGAGAACAGGAGGUGGCAGGAGGGGAGGGGGCGGAGGAGGAGAGACGGAGCGAGAGAAAAGGAAAUGUGGAUGACAGGAAAAAGGGGAGCUGAUGGGCAGAAUUGGAUGGAUAUAAGUUUAGGAGAAAUGUGGAUUCAGGCAGACCGAUUAAUGGGUUGGUAUCUGGAGAAGUGGUGUUUCUUUAUUUUCCACACUUCUCUAAUGAGACACCCUGGUAAAUGACUAAAUGGCUGCGCUCUCGACCUCGCUCUCUGUCUCUCUCUUUCUCUCUCUCUCUCUUUCUUUAUCUCUCUCUCUCGUUAUCUCUCUGUCUCUCGCUCAUGGCCAGAUGGUCCCGUCCUGCCUCUGAGAGAGUGGAAUCGCCCCAGAGCCCAGCACACAUCUCUUCCCUCUCUUCUCCAUGCCAUCCCUCAUGUCUUCCCUCUCUCCUGGCAUUUGUUCUCCAUCUCUUAUCCUCUCCUGUGGCCCCCUUCCCUCUCCUAUCCUCUCUCCCUCCCCUGGCCCCUCUCAUCUUCUCCCCUCAGGCAGAGAUGUAUGGAUGUAGAACAGGGUGUGUGGUGGAGAGGAGACAUGUACCAGUGUGAAUAGGUGCCAGCUGAAGGCCCUACUCUAACCCCUCUGUCUAUCUGUCUGCUCCUUAGGCAUUAGUUAUUUAAACACCGCACCAGGGGUCUGGCUGUGUGUCAUGUAGGAAAGGGCCAGAACAAACCUUGCCAUCCUUUCUAGCCAUCUUUCUUCUUUUUCUUCUCUCUCUCUAUAUGUAUAUAUAUAAAAAGAUCUCCCUCCCCCUCUCUCCGUCUCUGCCAAAGCUCCAGACACCUGCAGGUAUUUAAUGAGAAGAUAGUUCCCAUUAAAGGUUCUGUGCUGGCUGUCAUAAGAGGCGCUCUGAGAGGAGGAGUGAAGGAAAGGAGAGGUCCCUUCAGAGGAGGAGAGAGAACAGGAGGUGGCAGGAGGGGAGGGGGCAGAGGAGGAGAGACAGAGCGAGAGAAAAGGAAAUGUGGAUGACAGGAAAAGGGGAGAUGAUGGGCAGAAUUGGAUGGAUAUAAGUUUAGGAGAAAUGUGGAGGCAGACAGAUUAAUGGGUUGGUAUCUGGAGGAGAAGUGUUUCUUUACUUUCCUCACCUCUUCUCUAAUGAGACACCCUGGUAAAUGACUGAUCUCUCUUCUCUCCUAUCUUUGACAGGGCUCAUAGUAACCUCACUAAGGUCACAGUUUAAAUACACUGUAUGGUUCUAGUUUUAAAGCAGUGUACUGUAUGGAUCUCUAGCUCCAGUCCUGGAGAACUGUGUAUGCAGGCUUUUUUUCCAAAACAAGCUGGGAUGGAGCAAAACCUGCACACCAGUAGCUCUCAAGGACCGUAGUUUACCACCCCUUACAUACGUUACAGUUGGAGAACUUACUCAUAAAACUUACUUUGUGUCUCUGCCUAAGGGGUUUUGUUUACUGUUAAGUGUGUCUAGGUCUAUUCAGACAGUCCAACAGAGGUGUUUUUUGGAUACCCAUCUAUCUGUCAGUCAUCCUAAAUUGGUAAGUCAGUGGUUCACCUUUAGGCAGCCAGAGGUAGUGUCAGAGAGCAUCGGCUGGUGGACAUGAUUGGCUUGUUUCAGGGAGCCUCCGUCUUUUUCACCCACUCUGUUACCUCAGGGAGAGUGAAUGAACCACUGAAGGGUUUUCUCAUUCUACCCCAGCAUAACUCACUUCAUAACAGUGAUGAUACAAUAGUGCUUCUAGUCUCAUCCUAACCACCCUACAGCUUCUUUGCAUCCAAAGAGCUUUCUAUCUAUCUUUCUCUCACUCCUCCGUAUCCUCUCCCCUCCCUUCCUCUCCACCGUCUCCUCCCAGGGAUGGAGGGAUGAGUGUGUGUGUGAAUAAAUGAGGUGGGUGCUGAUGUUCAGCUGUUUCCUCCUCUUACUCCUGGUGUUUGAGCUGAGCUCCUCUCUCUCGCUCGCUCUUGCUCUCCCCCUUCUUUCUCCUGGCUGUCUGUGGGUAAGCACUUUGCCGGGUGACAGCGCCCAUCCUUCACAGGGCCCUGCCAUAUGCCGCGCUGCUGUCAGAGUAGACUGCUGCAGAUGCUCCAGCUGCCCCCCACCUACCUACACACCUCCCUCUCUCGCCUCACACACCUCCCCAAAACUGAGACGGAGAGAGGGGGGAGAUGUGUAGAGGCUCAGUGA